Messenger RNA from Brassica oleracea var. oleracea, 348 nucleotides. Its product is annotated as auxin-induced protein 15A. Gene Ontology annotation, biological process: response to auxin. The record is from RefSeq and is a predicted model, not a curated record. NCBI's taxonomy places the organism in Eukaryota, Viridiplantae, Streptophyta, Magnoliopsida, Brassicales, Brassicaceae.
AUGAUUUCGUUAGUGUUCAUCGUACGUCUGAAGAACCGGGAGAACAGACGAAGGAGAAGGUCUGAAACUAACAUGAAGGAGCGUCUUAUCUCAUGGGAGUUAUUAGACGGUAAGAGACGAGCCAGAGAUCAAAACGGUGUCCCUAGAGGGCAUCUUACGGUCUACGUGGGGCAUGAAAGGAUGCAGAGGUUCGUGAUACCGACCAAGUAUCUUGAGUAUCCAGAGUUGAUGGAUGAAGUAGCUGACGAGUUUGGGUAUGAACAUGAAGGAGGGAUUCAUAUUCCGUGUGAGGAAAGUGUUUUUGAAGAUAUUUUGAUGAGAUACAUGUCUUGUGACAAGAAGAAAUAA